Messenger RNA from Tupaia belangeri chinensis (Chinese tree shrew), 4763 nucleotides. It is a transcript of the gene MITF, whose product is annotated as melanocyte inducing transcription factor. NCBI's taxonomy places the organism in Eukaryota, Metazoa, Chordata, Mammalia, Scandentia, Tupaiidae. Gene Ontology annotation, molecular function: RNA polymerase II cis-regulatory region sequence-specific DNA binding; protein dimerization activity; DNA-binding transcription factor activity, RNA polymerase II-specific. Gene Ontology annotation, cellular component: nucleus. The record is from RefSeq and is a predicted model, not a curated record. Gene Ontology annotation, biological process: melanocyte differentiation; regulation of transcription by RNA polymerase II.
GGCGGGCGGCGGCAAGCGGGCAAGCGGGCUGAACUCGGCACUGCGCUGGGGCGCACAGCUCAGGGGAUCCAGGCCCCGCCACCUUUCCUCCGCCCCGGGGCUCUGUUCUCACGUGCGAGCAGUGGAAGGACAGGAGGCGGGAGCCAUGCAGUCGGAAUCGGGUAUCGUGCCGGAUUUCGAAGUCGGGGACGAGUUUCACGAAGAGCCCAAAACCUAUUACGAACUCAAAAGUCAACCCCUGAAGAGCAGCAGUUCCGCAGAGCAUCCUGGGGCCUCCAAGCCUCCGAUAAGCUCCUCCAGUAUGACAUCACGCAUCUUGCUACGCCAGCAACUCAUGCGUGAGCAGAUGCAGGAGCAGGAGCGCAGGGAGCAGCAGCAGAAGCUGCAGGCCGCCCAGUUCAUGCAACAGAGAGUGCCUGUGAGUCAGACACCAGCCAUAAACGUCAGCGUGCCCACCACCCUUCCCUCUGCCGCCCAGGUGCCGAUGGAAGUCCUUAAGGUGCAGACCCACCUCGAAAACCCCACCAAGUACCACAUACAGCAAGCCCAGAGGCAGCAGCCUGGCGAUCAUGUCCUGCCACCGGUGCCAGGAAGCAGCGCGCCCAACAGUCCUAUGGCCAUGCUUACACUUAACUCCAACUGUGAAAAAGAGGGAUUUUAUAAGUUUGAAGACCAAAACAGGGCAGAGAGCGAGUGCCCAAGUAUGAACACGCAUUCACGAGCAUCAUGUAUGCAGAUGGAUGAUGUAAUUGAUGACAUCAUUAGCCUAGAAUCAAGUUACAAUGAAGAAAUCUUGGGCUUGAUGGAUCCUGCCUUGCAAAUGGCAAAUACGUUACCGGUCUCUGGAAACUUAAUUGACCUUUAUGGCAACCAAGGCCUGCCACCCCCAGGCCUCACCAUCAGCAACUCCUGCCCAGCCAACCUUCCCAACAUAAAAAGGGAGCUCACAGCGUGUAUUUUCCCCACAGAGUCUGAAGCAAGAGCAUUGGCCAAAGAGAGGCAAAAAAAGGACAAUCACAACUUGAUUGAAAGAAGAAGAAGAUUUAACAUAAAUGACCGCAUUAAAGAGCUAGGUACUUUGAUUCCCAAGUCAAAUGAUCCAGACAUGCGUUGGAACAAGGGAACCAUUUUAAAAGCAUCCGUGGACUAUAUCCGAAAGUUACAACGAGAACAACAACGUGCAAAAGAACUUGAAAACCGACAGAAGAAGCUGGAGCAUGCCAACCGGCAUUUGUUGCUCAGAAUUCAGGAACUUGAAAUGCAGGCUCGAGCUCAUGGACUCUCCCUUAUUCCAUCCACGGGUCUCUGCUCUCCAGAUCUGGUGAAUCGAAUCAUCAAACAAGAACCCGUUCUCGAGAACUGCAACCAAGACCUCCUUCAGCAUCACACUGACCUGACUUGUACGACGACCCUUGAUCUCACAGAUGGCACCAUCACCUUCAACAACAACCUCGGACCUGGGACUGAGAGCAACCCACCCUAUAGUGUCCCCACGAAAAUGGGAUCCAAACUGGAAGAUAUCCUGCUUUCUCCUGUCGGCGUAACUGACCCACUCCUUUCCUCAGUUUCCCCGGGAGCAUCCAAAACAAGCAGCCGAAGGAGCAGUAUGAGCAUGGAAGAAACCGAGCACGCUUGUUAGCGAAACCUCCCUGCUCUGCAUUCUCACAAACUGCUUCCUUUUCUUGAUGAGUAGAUUUAAUAAUUUACCUGAGGGGUUUUCUUGAUAUUUUUUUUCUUUAUUAUGAAAAAAAGGUUUUUUUUUCAUGCUUUAUCAAUAGCCCAGGAUAUAUUUUAUUUUUAGAAUUUUGUGAAACAGACUUGUAUAUUCUAUUUUACAACUACAAAUGCCUCCAAAGUAUUGUACAGUAAGUGUGCAGUAUCUGUGAACUGAAUUCACCACAGACUUUAGUUUUCUGAGCAAGAGGAUUUUGCAUCAGAGAAAUGUCUGUCCAUUUUUAUUCAGGGGAAACUCGAUUUGAGAUUUUUAUGCCUGUGACUUCCUUAGAAAUUAAAUAUAAAGUUUAAUUGAAAGAAUGUAAAGCAACCAAAAAAAUUUCAAAGAAAGAGGAAAAGAAAUCCAUACUAACCCUUUUCCGUUUUAUAAAUGUAUUGAUUGAUUGGUACUGCCUUAAAGAUACAGUACCCUUCUAGCAUCAUUUAGUCUUUAUACUACAAACUAUUUAAAGAAAUAUUAUACACUGUAAAAGAUUUAAAAAAAAAAAAAAGCAGCCAUUUUCAUGAGGAUUGUCUGGUUAGAAAACAUAACUGAUACCAACCAAAAUUAAUGGGAGUUAAGACCAAGGCUCUAAACCAGAGAGUCUAGUCUUGUUCUCUUUACUUUGUAUUGUUCAGUUUUCUUCAUCAAUGAGUGUGAUUCAAUUUUUCAUAAAAUGUGUUUUAUUUUGAAAUGGCAAUGAAUGUCCUCUCUAAGUGAAGUAUUGAGCACUGAAAAUUUGUUUUACUUUUUUUUUUUUUUUCAUUUUUGCUUUGGAUAAGACAACUGGGCACAUUUCUAAUUGGCUUGACUUUUUAUUUUUAAAUUAUGUUUUAGUGUUCAUUUGAUUUGUACAGAUUCUUUAUUAUCAUUGUUCUUUUCAGUAUGUUUGUAUUAAUUUGUAAGAAUAUGCAUCUUAAAACGGCAAGUUUUCAAUAUUUUUACAACUCACUGGCAGUUUUCCGCAUCCUUUGUACACCUAUGAAAGAAAACUUUUAUGCAAGGUCUUGUGUUCAAAGAAAGCUUUGCAAAUAUUUUCUAUAUUACAGCCUCACUCAGAACUGUUUUUCGACACAUUUAAGGUGUAUAUUAAUAGGUUAAUAUCAGGCUUUCUAGAAAGAAUAAACUUACAUAUUUAUUUUUAGCAAUGUAAAAAUAGCAAUAUUCUUGGAGACCGAUAACCAUAGUGUUAAUAUGCCCAUUAUGGUCCUUUAAAUUGGGAUUUCUUUCAGCAAGCUUGCUGAAAACAAUUUUUUAAGGAGAAAAAUACUGUAUUGGCAAAUUACUGUUACUUGAUAACAAUGUUUUAACAAGCAGCAAUGUUGUAAAGUUAGUUUCAGUGCAUUAUCUACUUGUGUAGUCCUAUGCAAUAAUAGUAGUGCUCCAUGUAUCAAACCUAGAUGUUUUAUACUGAUGACAUAUAGCGUUAUGAGCCAGGCUGUUGAAUGGAAUUUCUCAGUAACAGCCUACAAUUGAAUAGCAAGUGGCAUAAAGCAUAUCCAUUCAGAAUGAAGUGCCUUAAAUAUAGCAGUAGUCUUUUUUGGACUAGCACUGACUGAUCUGUAACGUAGAGGAAAGUUUCAAGAUGGUAUCUAUAGUCAAGAGGAGUAUGUAGCAUGGUGCCUAUGUAGACAAUAUAAGAGCUUCCAAUUUUCCUUCAGAGAUUUUUAAUAUUAAAUAUAUUUUAGAGACAGAGUGCCAACUUCUUUCAUCAGGAAACCUUAUUCAGGAGGGGUUUUUUAAAAAGUGUUUAAAUGUCAAAUGUGAAUUGGUGAUGGGUGAUGGAGGGUUCAGAGGGAAGGAGUGAUUGUCAUAUAUGAAUGGAUGGCUUAGGUGAAAAUAAUCAACUGCGUAGUUCCCAUGCACUUUGGGCAAUGAGAAUCUUUGGAAAUACUGAUGAUGCUAUCAGUUUUAUAGCUUUAUUACUUAAGGGGGUAGGGAAAAUUAGUUCCCAUUCUUUCAACUCCCUUCACUGUAUAGCUCUUUUCUUAGAAUAGUGAUGCAGAUCUGCAUGAACAGCUACUUGUACCAUAGUGUUCAUUGAUACAAUCAUAGCAUUGUCUGUUUUUCUCGCUUCACAUUUAUAUGGGGAAGGAGAGGACUGGGUGUGAAAGUUGAAGAUCACGAUGCUAUGAUGCUAGUUUUCCUUAGCUGGUUUUAAAGGUUUUCAAAAACAGAGCAAGGCUAAUUAACCCAUGGCCAAGGGGUUAUGGCCGUGGUUAAGCCACCUGAUAGAAAGCUUUGUUGAAAGUAUGGCAUCUUGUACCACCACCCUGAGUCGUGCAACUCCUGAGCUUGUCAUCGCCUGCCUCUCUGUCCCCUUCUACUUAAGAGACAGUUUCUGAGAAUGACGGGGAGCAAGCCCAGAAGAGUGCUGCAACCUUAGGGGUGGUUUUAUUUAUUUCUUUUUUGCCAAAUAGAAUGUGGGUUCGUUUUAGGGACUAGGUAAGCCAAGAGGCAGUGGUUUGUGCUCAUUGUUGUUAUAGAGAAUGAUCCACACCACUCCCCCUAUAUCUGGGUGCAGAACUGUGGCUCAGGAUUGGGCCUCCAUAAGGAGUAAUCAAAACGCCAAAAUCGUUCACUUGCCUUGGGAAAAGGCAAUGGAAGUACCAAACCUUCUGACUUUGCCAAAAAACCAUACAACCAACCUGGUCAUAGGAUGACAAAGUUCUAUGUGGUUGUUUUUAAAUAAUAAAGCAAUAAGAACCAAUAAAAUAUGUAGGAAGUUAAAUGGUACAAAAUAAAGCACAAAGGAAUGCACUUACUAAUAUUUUAGAGGAAAAAUGCACUGGGGGAAAGUCGAUGUUGAUAACAGUAUAAAAAAAACCCUAUUUCUUGAUAAAAAUGACAAAUGACUGUCUCUUGUGGACACUUGGUACUGUAAUGUUAAUAAUAGUCACCUGCUGUUGGAUGCAGCAAUAAUUUCUGUAUGGUCCAUAGCACUGUAUAUUAUGGAUCAAUAUUAAUGUAUCCAAUGAAAUAAUUGAACUGUUGUUCUUGAUAGCCUCAUUAAAGCAUUUGGUUUUUCACAAAGCCAGUGGCCGAUUGU